Zea mays is the source of this 1499-nucleotide messenger RNA. RefSeq lists its product as uncharacterized. The record is from RefSeq and is marked predicted. Bases 413 to 1153 code for a protein of 246 amino acids. NCBI's taxonomy places the organism in Eukaryota, Viridiplantae, Streptophyta, Magnoliopsida, Poales, Poaceae. The transcript has a single exon.
UCCGAAACCGUUCGGUCCAGCGGUCCAGACCAAACAUAAACUUCCGGCGCAGCGCACAGCCGCUCGCCGCCGUCCUCCAUCCCAAUUCCCACACGGAAGCGGAACCUCCCAAUUCCGCACCACCAUCCCACCGGCGGCCACCGCCGAUGGAGAUCUAACAGCAGAGCCACUCCUAUCUCAACCCAACUGCGCAGAUCCACCACCAUGGAGACCGAGCGGAUCCGGGAGCUCAUCCUCCUCACUCUCCGGGCGCCGCCCGCCCGCCUCGCCCUCGUGGGUGGCAACCACACCGCCGCUCGCUUCUGCACCCGCUAAGCUCGCCUCCUCACCAUCUUCCGCGCCGGCCUUCUCUUCACCGCCGACUCAAACGGCAAAAGACAGCGCUCUCGCUCAGCUCAGCCCGGCGUCCGCGAUGCCGGCUGACAUCGUCGUGAUCCGUCUCCCCGGCCCGCGCGCCCUCCGCGUGCUCGCGCGCUCCGUGCUCUUUGCCGUCGCGCUGCUCUUCCUGCCAUGGCUCCGCCCCGCCGAGGCGCCCGCCCGAGGCCGCGCCGUCGACACGUGCGGCGCAGCCGCGGCCCAGGCGGAGCUCCUGCUGCGCGACCUUCACCAGGAGGGCCUGCCCGUCCACGGAGCCCGCGCCGUCGUCCUCGUCGCCAAUGGCGUCUGCGAUUCGACCGCACCGAAGCAGGACCUGCGGCGGAUGCUGAUGAUAGGGGAGUCGUCAGUGGACUUUCUGCUGGAUUUCGGGUACUUCAACGAAGACGCUGACAGGUUCGCCUUCGCCGAUCGGGUGCUCAAGCAUGGAGGCAUUCUUGCCGCCCCAAUUGACUCGUUGAGCGCGUUCAGCUUGCCGCAGAACUACCGCACCAUAUACAUCCACCGCUUCGCUGAAGCUUUUAUUGGGGUCAAGAAGGUUGCCCCCGCCGAGGACAACAGCCAUGCCGGCACCAGCACCAGAACGGAGCUGCUAUCACCUCCUGCCUUUGACCUUAAGGAAGGGGUGUUUUACAGUCGGCCAGAUGAGACUACCAAUUGUGAAUUCAAGAACAUGGCGAGGAAGCUCUUACUUUCAGACAUCACUGGGACUCCAACGGCAUACUCCUACAAACGCAAAUUGUUGGUGCAGAUGCUCCGUAAGGAUCAGGAGAGUUGAUUCUGCUUCUUUUAUGGAAUGUGAAAAGGCUGCAGCCUGCAGCGGCGCUUUUAUGGAGUGAAGCUGUUCUAGCUUCCCGGGAGAGCAGCAACAUCACAUCAGUUAUAAACCGACUGCAUACACAAUGAAUACAUGGUAAUGGACUGGAGUCAGGGAAUAUUCUUAUCAGUUGCAGUCUAGUAGGCUGUGAUUUGUACCUCUUGAUCUGGUUUGUUCUUGCUGGGUUUUCUUCUCUUUUCAGUUGUUGUUGUUUGCGUGACUUGUAGCUUGGUGAUAAGUUUCUCAUAUGAUGUAUCAUCUGUGUUGAUCUAUGACGUUCACAGUUGUCUUCUUGACACCAUCCAUU